Vitis vinifera (wine grape) is the source of this 1303-nucleotide messenger RNA. RefSeq names its product rust resistance kinase Lr10-like. Gene Ontology annotation, biological process: protein phosphorylation. NCBI's taxonomy places the organism in Eukaryota, Viridiplantae, Streptophyta, Magnoliopsida, Vitales, Vitaceae. The record is from RefSeq and is a predicted model, not a curated record. The transcript is spliced from 2 exons. Bases 71 to 1183 code for a protein of 370 amino acids. Gene Ontology annotation, molecular function: protein kinase activity; ATP binding.
AUUUUUAAUUUGUUACAUCUCUUCCUUACUAGGUGGCUGGAUACUGCGUAUUAUUGUCAUAGGAAGGACUAUGCUCGGGAUGUUGUGCCUAUUUGCCUAUUUGAUUUACAAGUUCCACCGGAGACAUCUAUCAUUUGAUGAUAAUAUUGAAGAAUUCUUACGGAGUCACAAAAAUCUCCAACCAAUCAAGUACUCGUAUUCAAACAUAAAGAAGAUGACUAAUAACUUUGCGAAUAAAUUAGGUCAAGGAGGCUUUGGCUCUGUAUAUAAAGGAAAACUUCGAAGUGGUCGCAUUGUAGCUGUGAAAGUGUUGGUCAUGUCAAAAGCUAAUGGACAAGAUUUUAUCAAUGAGGUUGCAACAAUAGGAAGAAUUCAUCAUGUUAAUGUGGUGAGACUUGUAGGAUUUUGUGUACAGGGAUCAAAAUGGGCACUUAUAUAUGACUUCAUGCCCAAUGGUUCUCUUGAUAAGUUUAUUUUUCUUAAAGAAGAAAAUAACACUUUUUUGAGCUGGGAAAGGUUGUAUAAGGUUGCACUUGGAGUGGGGCGUGGGAUUGAAUACUUACAUCAAGGUUGUGACAUGCAAAUUCUACAUUUUGAUAUCAAGCCACACAAUAUUCUUCUUGAUGAAGACUUUACACCAAAAGUUUCAGAUUUUGGCCUUGCAAAAUUGUAUUCAACAGAUGAAAGUAUGGUGUCUCUCACUGCCGCACGAGGAACACUGGGAUAUAUUGCUCUAGAAUUAUUCUAUAAAAAUAUUGGAGGUGUCUCCUACAAAGCUGAUGUUUAUAGUUUUGGAAUGUUGUUAAUGGAGACGGUGGGGAGAAGAAAGAAUGUGAAUGCAAAUGCAGAGCAUUCGAGUCAAAUAUAUUUUCCAUCAUGGAUUUAUGAUAGAUAUGAUCAAGGGGAUAACAUAGACUUGGGAGAUGCCAUCGAAGAUGAAAAGAAGUUGGUUAGGAAAAUGGUGAUAGUUGCACUAUGGUGUAUACAGAUGAAGCCCAUAAACCGUCCUUCAAUGAGCAAAGCUUUGGAGAUGUUGGAAGGAGAGGUUGAGUUAUUAGAAAUACCUCCGAAGCCUACUCUAUACUAUGAGGAAAUGUUAGUUGAGGAUCAUAUGAGCAAUCCAAUAGAAGCACCAAUUUCCUUGUGCAAUUCCCUGGGUACAAUUACAUUAGAUGGAAGGUAGUGUAGCAUUUUUCCACUUGCAUGUUAUCUCCUAUGAUAUCAUAUGUUUGUAAUUUGGAUUAGAUGUAUGGGUUAUAACUCCUCUUGCAAGGUCCAUAUAAUGUAAUAUUGUCUUGAGGCA